Molecule: messenger RNA, 1005 nt
Organism: Aspergillus fumigatus Af293
Lineage: Eukaryota; Fungi; Ascomycota; Eurotiomycetes; Eurotiales; Aspergillaceae
Product: TPR domain protein
Exons: 1
Coding region: 1-1005 (334 amino acids)
Molecular function (GO): protein binding
Source: RefSeq, a predicted model, not a curated record
AUGGGAUUUUUCCGAUCCCACAGCAAAAAGACAAUGUCGCCAGUACACAGCUUGAUUGAAGAGUGCAACAGAUUGAUGGACGAGAAUAUGUGGCAUAAAGCUGGAGAAAAGCUGAGACAUGUUGUCAAACAGCUUGAGGAAUCACAAGGCCUUGAUCACGAGGAGACUCUGUUCAUGAAGACUAAUCUGGCUUACGCUCUUCGCCGCCGUGUUGAGUACCAGGAGGCAGAGCGCAUGGAUCAGCAAGCCUAUGCCGUUCGACUUCAAGUCUCCGGGCCUGAUAACGUCGAGACGGCGAAGUCCCUGAACAACCUCGCGCUGGACCUGAAAGGACUCGGCCGAUUCGAUGAGGCACUGGAUCUGGAAGAACGAGCAUUAGAGACGUUUCUGAAAAUCAACGGGGAAGGCUCGCGAGAGACACAGACCAGCAUGAACAACCUGGCCAACAGUUUCCACCGACACGGACGCCUGCAAGACGCUGCCAGGCUGCAUGAAAGAGCUCUUGCGCUGCAAACCAACACCCUUGGCAGGGAGCAUUUCGAGACAAUCAUCACCAUGGAUUUGCUCGGGGUGGAUUACCGCGAGCUCGGCCAGCUCGAUAGAGCCCUUCACUAUCAAUCCGAAGCCCUGGAACUGUCCAAGGCCAAUCUGGGGGAGGCCCACGCAACCACUAUUCGAUGCUCCGCCAACCUGGCCACCACAUACCAGAGGCUAGACACGGAAGACGGCGAAGCCAAGGCAUUAGCUUUACUAGAGCAGGCCUUGACGCUUUCGCGGCGAACCUUUGACGAGAAUAGCUCGGACACGGUGCCGGUCAUGAAUAAUCUCGCCGCAGCAUACGCCAGGGAGGGGCGGUUUGCGGAUGCGGUGCCUCUAUUGCAAUCGGCAUAUGCAUGGAAUCAGAGGACGCUGGGUCCGGAUCACCCACAGACUCGAGCCUCGGAAGGCAACCUGAACUAUGUGAUGGAGAAAAUGGGUCUCACUCGUGCGACAAUCUUCAACUGA